Messenger RNA from Balaenoptera acutorostrata (minke whale), 5881 nucleotides. RefSeq names its product cytoplasmic polyadenylation element binding protein 3 (gene CPEB3). Gene Ontology annotation, molecular function: mRNA 3'-UTR binding; mRNA regulatory element binding translation repressor activity; ribosome binding. Gene Ontology annotation, biological process: negative regulation of cytoplasmic translation. Gene Ontology annotation, cellular component: nucleus; neuron projection; synapse. The transcript has 11 exons. The coding region runs from base 173 to 2323 and encodes 716 amino acids. NCBI's taxonomy places the organism in Eukaryota, Metazoa, Chordata, Mammalia, Artiodactyla, Balaenopteridae. The record is from RefSeq and is a predicted model, not a curated record.
GUUCCCGCAAGAGACUGCACAGCCCGCCCCGACCACCGCCGUCGCGCCCGCCGCCGCCCGGCCGGCGCCCUCCCGUUUCCUUCCUCCAGGGGGAAAAAUGUCCUGCGGGCCGCUUUCCAGGAAGCAGCGGGAUGUGCCGCUCCACCGUCAGUAGCAUCAAGCUGCGCAAACCAUGCAGGAUGAUUUACUGAUGGACAAAAGCAAAACCCAGCCCCAGCCCCAGCAGCAGCGGCAGCAGCAGCAGCAGCCCCAGCCCGAGCCCGGCACAGCCGAAGCCCCGUCCACGCCCCUGUCCUCAGAGACCCCCAAGCCGGAGGACAGCAGCGCAGUGCCGGCCCUCAGCCCCGCCGCGGCCCCGCCGGCGCCCAACGGCCCCGACAAGAUGCAGAUGGAAUCGCCGCUCCUGCCGGGCUUGGGUUUCCACCAGCCCCCUCAGCAGCCGCCGCCGCCGCCGCCGCAGGAGCCCGCGGCGCCGGGCGCGUCGCUGUCGCCGUCCUUCGGCAGCACCUGGUCCACGGGCACCACGAACGCGGUAGAGGACAGCUUCUUCCAGGGGAUCACGCCAGUCAACGGGACCAUGCUCUUCCAGAACUUCCCUCACCACGUCAACCCGGUCUUCGGAGGCACCUUCUCCCCGCAGAUGAGCCUGGCGCAGACCCAGCACCACCAGCAGCCGCCGCCGCCCGCACCGCAGCCCGCGCAGCCCGCGCAGCCCCCGCAGGCGCAGCCCUCGCAGCAGCGCCGGUCGCCCGCCAGCCCCAGCCAGGCACCCUAUGCGCAGAGGGGCGCCGCCGCGGCGUACGGUCACCAGCCCAUCAUGACUAGCAAGCCGUCCUCGUCCUCGGCCGCCGCGGCUGCCGCGGCCGCCGCGGCUGCCGCCUCGUCCGCGUCGUCCAGCUGGAACACGCACCAGAGCGUGAACGCGGCCUGGAGCGCGCCGUCCAACCCGUGGGGCGGCCUGCAGGCGGGCCGGGACCCUCGCCGGGCUGUCGGCGUGGGCGUGGGCGUGGGCGUCGGGGUGCCUUCACCGCUCAACCCCAUCUCGCCGCUCAAAAAGCCCUUCUCCAGCAACGUGAUCGCGCCGCCCAAGUUCCCCCGCGCGGCCCCGCUCACCUCCAAGUCCUGGAUGGAGGAUAACGCUUUCCGGACGGACAAUGGUAACAAUCUGUUGCCAUUUCAGGACCGGAGUAGGCCCUAUGACACUUUUAACUUGCACUCGUUGGAGAACUCCUUAAUGGAUAUGAUAAGGACUGAUCAUGAGCCUCUGAAAGGUAAACACUACCCUCCCAGUGGCCCACCAAUGAGUUUCGCUGAUAUAAUGUGGAGGAAUCAUUUUGCAGGACGCAUGGGAAUAAAUUUUCAUCAUCCAGGAACAGAUAAUAUUAUGGCACUUAACACCAGGAGCUAUGGGCGAAGACGAGGUCGAUCUUCUCUCUUUCCCUUUGAAGAUGCCUUCCUGGACGACAGUCACGGCGAUCAGUCCUUGUCAUCCGGCUUAAGUUCUCCCACUCGCUGUCAAAAUGGGGAGCGAGUAGAACGCUACUCUAGAAAGGUGUUUGUUGGAGGCCUUCCUCCUGAUAUCGAUGAAGAUGAGAUCACUGCCAGCUUUCGCAGGUUUGGACCUCUCGUCGUAGACUGGCCUCACAAAGCUGAAAGCAAGUCGUAUUUUCCUCCUAAAGGCUAUGCCUUUCUGCUGUUCCAGGAGGAGAGCUCAGUACAAGCUUUGAUAGAUGCCUGCCUAGAAGAAGACGGGAAACUGUACCUGUGCGUGUCAAGCCCCACCAUCAAGGAUAAACCGGUGCAAAUUCGACCAUGGAACCUAAGUGACAGUGACUUUGUAAUGGAUGGUUCUCAGCCUUUGGACCCCAGAAAAACUAUCUUUGUUGGGGGAGUUCCACGACCCCUUCGAGCUGUUGAACUGGCAAUGAUCAUGGACCGUUUGUAUGGCGGUGUCUGCUAUGCUGGCAUUGAUACGGACCCAGAGCUGAAGUACCCCAAAGGUGCUGGCCGCGUGGCAUUCUCCAAUCAGCAGAGUUACAUUGCAGCCAUCAGCGCUCGCUUUGUGCAGCUCCAACACAAUGACAUUGACAAACGGGUGGAAGUGAAGCCAUAUGUGCUGGAUGAUCAGAUGUGUGAUGAGUGCCAGGGCACACGCUGUGGUGGGAAGUUUGCCCCAUUCUUCUGUGCCAACGUCACCUGUCUGCAGUAUUACUGCGAAUACUGCUGGGCGAGCAUACAUUCCCGCGCCGGGCGGGAGUUCCACAAACCGCUGGUGAAGGAGGGAGGUGACCGCCCUCGCCAUGUCCCGUUCCGCUGGAGCUGAGCCCAGGGUAUACCCAGCCACAAGUACUGGAGUAGAUAACAAGGAGGGAAAAGAGAGGGCACUGCCUCAGGGCUUACAGUGUUCUGGAAAUCUGUGCAUUUGUUCUCGAUUUUUAAAGAAGAAAUGGGUCUUUUUAUUAUUAUUAUUAUUUACAGUCAUAUUACUGAACUCAGUGUCCAGUAUAAUGCAGAAUUGCAGAGUGUAUAACGGUACUGAUUUGCACUUUGAUUCACACCUUUGUCUGCUUGGUACCUUAAUUUCUUACACCUGAUUUGUCACUUGUAGACUGCCAUUCUCAUCAGCGGCCAUCAGGUUGAUGUCUGUGAUUUUUUUGUUUGUUGUUGUUGUAUUGUUAUUGUUUUGAUCGUUUUUGAACUGGAGCAUGCACUUAUUUUCAGAAACUUAGAGAAUCGCCCCUAGGAGAAGACUUACCAAAGGUAAUACUCGUGAGUAGGUGGCAGAUGUAGCAAAAACUUCACAACAAUUCAGCAAUCAUUAGUUGGGGUCAUUUAGAGUAAGGAAAACCCUUAAUGAAAAUAAGCCUUUAGUUGCUCUCUAUUUUGACAUGUAAGGAUACCUCAUAAGCUGAAUCUUUAUUUUUCCUUCAUGUUUAAUUUUUGUUUUGCUGAGGAUUUUGGUUAGAUCUUUUAGUGUUAUGUAAAUUUAUGCUGCAAUAGCUUUUGCUGCUAUUAAAGUGGUAUUAUUAAUACCAUAAUACUCUAUUCAGGCUAAGGUAUCAAUUACAAAAAACCCAACAACAUACUUUUGUGAUUUAGGGAUAGAAUCAGCUGCCGAAAGGAGAUCAGAAUAGACUUGAGAAAGCUUCAACGGAAGGUCACUAUUUCUGACUGCAUGUUUACUUAAUCAGGUUGCUGCAUGCAAUAAAUUUUAUAUCUGAUGUCUAGUAUAAAACCUUCCCACAAUGCACAAAUUAAGAAUCUAUAUAAGCUAUAAAAUACUGAUUUUUUUAAAAAAGAUUUUUUUCAUUCAAAGAAAUGGUAAUUGACUGGAGGAAGGCAUGCCUCAAUAAAUGGAAUGCUUUGGAAAUUAGGAACAGCCCAUAACAGAAUGACCUAUAUUACAACCAAUAUAAAACCUAGGUGUAGGAUAUUCUUAAAGCAAAUUUGUGGAUGGUAGAUGAAGUAUUUUGCGGUGCUCUGUUAUAUAUUGUGCAAUUUAUUUUAUAUAGUAAAGUGAUUAUGUCUAACUGUGAUCAAACUUAACUGUUUAAAGCCUCUGUGUCAGACAUUAACGAACUUGACAGUUCAUAACUGGUAUAUUAUUAACUAACACAUGAGCUCUUAGUUACAAUCUCCUAGUGCUUGCACCAUUUUACAUAGCUUCAGACCUUGUCCAGAAAACCAAAGAGCUCAUCUUAGCUUACAAACACUAGGAAUAUAUACAGUAUAUAGAGAUAAGUUGUCAAUUGACAAACUAGGCACAUUUUAAGAAAGUUGCGUGAUCGUGAUGCUAAAGAAAUGUCUGUACAAAAUAAGAUGGCCUGGGCAGGGUUGGUUGUCUGGGUGAGAAAUUAACUACUUAAUUCCCUGGAUUUAUCCUGUAAAGCUUGAAUAGAAUUCAGACCUGCUAGUACUACCAUGGACAUUUUUUUAGCAUUCACUCUUGGGCUGCAGAUAGUAAUAUAUAAACACACACAAUGAUUAUGAGACUAUGUAAAUCUUUUUUUAAAUCUUCUUCCUAUGUUUUGGAAUUCUGGGGACAAUCUGACUGGAUAUGACACUGCAGAAUAGAUUUAAGUCGCUGUGUUUUAUGUGCUGUGAUGUCCUUGUACUGUCUUAAUAUCGCUUGGUUUUGUUUUGUUUUGUUUCUCCAGUGUUUAGUUGCAAUUAACAGCUCUCAAACUAUAGUUUGUUUUCAAAAAGGAAAAAACAAAAUAGUUUUUUACUGGAUUAAAAAUGCUUAUUAGAAUUCUCCCCCUUUGAGGUUACCUCUGGGCUUUUUGGUAAUAAUUGCUUUUUUCCAGCCCAGCUGUGGUUUUCUGUUUGUUUUUUUUCUAUGUUUGUGGUUUUUUUCAUCUGUACAAGAAAUUUUGUUAUGCACUACUACUUUUUGUAUGCUAGACAGUUUUCAAAAGUUGGCUGAAGAAUUUUUUGUUUGUUUGUUUUUAAGGAAAAAGGCAUGCUUUCUGACUGACAUGAUCUUUUGCAAUACCUCAAUUUUGAAAUAUAGGAAAGAAAAUGAUAUUUUCUAAGUAAGUUUAUUCAGAAAAAUAUAUAUUAAUUUAAUUCUGCAAGAAAAAUGAUUUAACAGAUGGGUAACUUUAUUUUUUUCAUGCUUAUUUGUGUUUUUUGAAAAUGAAGAAGUUAGAGCUUUAUAACUAUAAUAUUAAAGAUCAUAUCUAACCUACAGAAAUCUACCUAAUUAUGUGAAAGAAGCAAAACUUUUUGAAGAAGCACCCCUCUUUCAUGUACUAAAAUAACACUGAGAUUUAAAAAAAAAAGCUGGAAUAUUGUACAGCAUAAAGCUGAAGUGAAGGCGAAAAAGCAUUGUCAUAAAGAAUAGGUUACAAAAAAUAAACUCCAUUUGGUGCUGAAAGUUGUGAAUAGGUGGUGGAAACUACUUUCCCUUAAUUUGUAUAUUUAUAAUCAAGCGUUGAUUGUGCACGACUGACCAGGAUUGUGAAAGAGUUCUUCUGUUUGUAUUUUUUUAAAGAGAACUUUUUUAGUUUAUUAAAUUAUAACAUGUUCCCUUUUGUUUUGUAAAUAAAUGUGCCCCCAAGUUGUUAAUGUUAUAUUAAAAGAGAGGGUCCUUCAAAAAAAAUUAUUUUUUAAAACACAGAGGUGUUCUGACCUGCAACUUGAUGGGAAGCCCCCGGGUAUCACAGGUCCUGUUGUGGCCUUUCCUUGAUGUGACACUUGAACUAGUCGAUUUUUUGAAGGCUAUAACCUAACCUCGACUAUUUGUUGUUAUGUGCAAUACUGUUUGUACUGUUUGUAUAAAAAAUAGAAAAAAAAAGAAAAGAAAAAAGGCAUAAAUCUUUAUUGCAGAUUUAUUUUCAUUGCAAACUUUAGACAUUGUGAUUCACUGAAAUCAUUUUUCUACUGUCAAAUAUGUACCUUUUCUUCAUGCUGGUAUUUUUUCAAUAGUAAUGUAGCCUUUGUACUGAGACAAAUUUUCAUUGUUAUUUUUAGAAAGAUUUUUUGCUAAGAAAAAAAUUAAACAUAUUUACAUAUUUUUCAUUUUAUUUCGUAUUUUCUUUAAGGAGUGCUUUCUCAAUCAUUAAUAGAGUUGUUUCUGGGAGGGACUUUCAUAUCUGGUCAAUGUCAUAAUAUUAUUUUGUAUUUUUACUUGGAAUAAAUUAAUUUUAUGAUGCUAAUUCUUUAAAAGUUUAUUUUUUUCAUUUUCAGUUAUUUUUGAAGCUAAAACCUUUGUAAUAUUGUUACUAAAGUGUCUAGUUUUUUGAAAUGCAAAGCUUUAUGUAUUAACUUGCUGAUGUGGUUUACAAUAGUGUGACAACGAUGAAAAUGGUUGGUUAUGUAAAGUGAUUGGAAAAUGUAAUGGAUAAUUGGGUAAUAAAAUGACAGAAUGAGCAGAACA